AUGUCUGGCAACGGUGGCGAAACAUUCGUUGUACUUCCGCCGUGCACGGAAUCCGAUCGGAAGCAGAUCAUUUUUGGACGCAACGGAGCGGGAUCAACCGAGCACGUUACGGAGGUUGUCUAUCUGCCAGCAGCGGAUGGAAGUGAACCAAUCACUCUGCCAAAUGGAUGUGAGAUCGAGGGAGCGGCCUGCUUUGGAGUGAUCCUCAAUAAACCGGUUGGAAGUUGGGGUGCGGAAAGUGGUUCUAACGAAAAAGCUGUCGCGAUUGGACUAUCGUACAGUGAGGGAUCCGGCGAGGAAGGUAAGGUAUCAUCGCUGGAUCUGGUUCGGUUAGCGCUGGAACGUGGUGAUAGUGCGUCCAGUGCCAUAGACACGAUUGUGGCGUUCGUCGAAAAACAUUGUCCAGAAGAUCGAAAUGCACUCAAGGCUGCCUUGGUAGUAUGUGAUCCGUCAGCCGUUUGGUUACUAAACGUGGCCGGAAAGUUCUGGGCGGCAAAGCAGGUUCAGGACAGUAGCAUAGCGUUAGCCGCAACUGGUCUUACAAUCGGAACUGGCUUCGAUCGUAGUUCGGACGAUCUUGCAUCGAACGCGCAGUCGGCAGGUGCGUGGGAUGGUGCCGGUGAGUUUAGUUUUAGUGAGGCAUUUGGAGGUACUCCGGACACGGCUGCCGUUCGUUCCUGGCCAGCUAAUGAGCCAGGAGUGGAAGGAGCAUUUGGAUUGCAGCAAAUGUUUGAAUGCCUUCGUGCGGUUGGUGCCGAUCCACCGACUGGAUCGAGCCAGGUGUCGGUACUGAGCGGGGAGGGUAAGCUGGCCUGCCACUGGUUUACAGCAACACCGCAAGUCGGUGAGUCGGUAUUUAAACCAUUCAUAUUCACUGCUGGGGCCAAGAUUUCGCCGUUAACUCGAGUGCCGGACGGUGAAACACAAACGCUGCUGCAUCGACUGCAUAGCAACCGGAAGUGGGAGUUAGUCGGUAGUUUGCUUAGCUCACUGGAAGCUACCUGUAUGGACGAGGUAAACCGUUUCCUAAGUGAACACUCGGGCGAAGCAAGCCAAGAGCUAGACGAACUAAUGAAAGAUUGCGUCGAGGCAGAGGUGAAGUUCUAUCGCUAG
Messenger RNA from Anopheles marshallii, 1113 nucleotides. RefSeq names its product secernin-1. The coding region runs from base 1 to 1113 and encodes 370 amino acids. The transcript has a single exon. Gene Ontology annotation, biological process: proteolysis. The record is from RefSeq and is a predicted model, not a curated record. Lineage: Eukaryota; Metazoa; Arthropoda; Insecta; Diptera; Culicidae. Gene Ontology annotation, molecular function: cysteine-type exopeptidase activity; dipeptidase activity.